Patella vulgata (common limpet) is the source of this 3746-nucleotide messenger RNA. RefSeq lists its product as uncharacterized. The transcript is spliced from 7 exons. Lineage: Eukaryota; Metazoa; Mollusca; Gastropoda; Patellidae. Gene Ontology annotation, molecular function: nickel cation binding. The record is from RefSeq and is a predicted model, not a curated record. The coding region runs from base 50 to 718 and encodes 222 amino acids.
GAUAAUUUGGAGAACAUCUGUCGCCUAUCUUGAGGCUGAAAAGUGCAAAAUGAAUUCGCUCGAGCUGCUAAAUUUGCUACAACUGUCAGACAGUGCUUUUCCAAUCGGAAGUUUUUCACAUAGCUGUGGCCUAGAAUCUGCUGUUCAACAUGGUCUAAUCAAGUCAAAGGAUAACUUAAGAAGUGUUAUAGUUGCUUGUUUAGAAAACACAGGAUCUUUUAGUUUACCCUUUGUUACUGAAGCUUAUAAUAAAAGUGCGGACUCAGAGGAGAUUCAAAGAUUAGAUAAUUUUCAUCAUAUAUCUGUAUCUAAUCAUGUAGCUAACAGAGCCUCAAGUAAACAGGGCAAGUCUUUGUUAAGAACAGUUGUACAGGUUUAUCAAUUUGAUGAGUUAAUAUCAUUAUCUAAACACCUUCAACAUUGUCAUUAUGCUGUUCUGUUUGGUGUGACAUUCUCAGUAGUUGGGAUGGACUUAAAAACAACCCAGGCUGCUUUUAUGUCUGGUGUUUUAAGAACUAUAAUUUCUAGUGCUGUUAGAUUAGAUCAAAUUGGACCAAUUGAGGCGCAGAAAAUACAACUAGAUUUACUGACCAUCAUUCCAGAUAUAAUUCUAAGAAAUGAUAACAAAACCUCGGCUGACGCCUCGAUUAAAUCACCAAUACUUGAUAUUUCACAGAAUUCACACGAUACUCUCUUCUCUAAAUUGUUUUAUUCCUGAAAGUAGUUUGACUAAAGAAAUCAGUUAACCAAUGAACCUGAUAUGCGGUACUCAAAUCAUAUCGUUGGUGUGCUUGCUCUACAAUAAUUGGGUGAUACGAAGCAUGUACAGUUUUCAACCUGUGAAAACCCUCAUCUAAUGAAGCUAUAUAAUUAUAAUGUCUUAUCAAAGAAUAUUAGUCUCUAAUUUUUUUCUCAAUUUUCAGCUGGAUCUCAAUGAAAUAUUUCACUUUCUCCAUAGAACCAUAGAUGCCUAUUUUAAUACGUCCACAAAUUUAUUAUCAUAUCGUUCAUGUCUGCGUAUGGGGGGGGGGGGGGGUCGUAAUUCUGAACGGGUCGUCUUAAAACUAUGACUUGGUUAUUCCUUAUACCUCAAGGAUGACGCCUACUGGUUGCGGUGCAUCUUGGAACUUGGCAUAGUUAUAACUUAUACCCUGUUGAUUUUGGUCCAACAGGAGCGGUGCAACACCCAUUUUUUUGGUUAAUAUUUUGUCUGUAAAUACUCUACAGUAUUAACAGACUUUGUUCGAUUUUGGGCAUAUUCAAUCAUUCUAAUAACAUUAUCCACGAUAUUAUGGACAGGUUGAUUUAAUUAAAUUUUUUACAUAUGAAAGAGUAAUAACCACGGGUAAAAUCAUAAAAAACGGGCCAUUUUCUCCCUUCAUAAUAAAACCAGGCUAAAACAGGAGGUGUACCUGAUUGGUGUUUGGUAUCAUCAAUGCACAUAGAAAAGAACCCGCGUGGAUAAGCGAAAUUCUCGCAGGAAAAAACCCCACAUAGCUGAAUCUGUGGAUUAUUUACAAAUAAAAAACUGUUAAUUAGGAACCAACAGACCUGUUUUUAUACGCCCACAUUUUCAUGUGGACGUAUAUUGUCGUCGCCCCUGUCCGUCCGUCCAUAAUUGUUUGUGAACAGUCUACAGGUCACAAUUUUUAUCCGAUUUCAAUGAAACUUGAAAUAUAGGUUUAUCACCCUAAGAUCUCGGUUCCUUUCGAUAUUGGCAUCUAUCGGACCGUAACUUCAUGGAUUAUGGCCCCUGAUUGUACGAAAAAUCACGUUUUUGGCUUGUGAACACUGUAGAGGUCACAAUUUUUAUCCGAUUUUGUUGAAACUUGAAAUGUAAGUUUAUAACCCAAAGAUCUCGGUUCCUUUCGAUAUUCGCGCAUAUCGGACCGUAACUUCCUGAAUUAUGGCCCCUGAUUGUACAUAAAAACGCAUUUUUUGGCUUGUGGAUCCUAUAGAGGUCAUAAUUUUUAUCCGAUUUAAAAAAACGUUUUAUUAUAUCACCGUUAAACCCUAAGGACGGUUGAGUUCGAAUUUCGUGAAAAUCAGUCCAAAACUGACAGAUAAAAUUUUUAUCCGAUUUUGUUGAAACUUGAAAUGUAAGUUUAUAACACAAAGAUCUCGGUUCCUUUCGAUAUUCGCGCAUAUCGUACCGUAACUUCAUGAAUUAUGGCCCCUGGUUGAACGCAAAAACGUGUUUUUUGGCUUGUGGACCUUAUAGAGGUCAUAAUUUUUAUCCGAUUUAAAAAACCGUGUUAAUAUAUCACCGUUACACCCUAAGGGCGGCUGAGUUUUUGUUGAAACUUGAAAUGUUUGUUUAUAACAGAACGAUCUUGGUUCCUUUCGAUAUUCGCGCACAUCGGACCGUAACUUCAUGAAUUAUGGCCCCUUAUUGUAUGACAAAUCGCGUUUUUAGCUUUUGGACCAUAUAGAGGUCAUAAUUUUUAUCCGAUUUAAAAAAACGUUUUAUUAUAUCACCAUUAGACCCUAAGGUCGGUUGAGUUCGAAUUUCGUGAAAAUCGGUCCAAAACUGACAGAUAAAAUGGCCGCCGUUCGUUCUCAAAUAGUGUAAAAAUAUGGUAUAUCAAGGUUGUGGACCCUAUAGAGGUCACAAUUUUUAUCCGAUUUUGUUGAAACUUGAAAUGUAAGUUUAUAACCCAAAGAUCUCGGUUCCUUUCGAUAUUCGCGCAUAUCGAAUUGUAAUUUUCUGAAUUAUGGCCCUUGAUUGUAGGAAAAAUCACUUUCGUUUAGCUUGUUUUCUAUCCAUCUCUCGAAAAUGUGGGCGUAUACUGCCUGGCAGCCGCUGGUUUUAUGUUUAAAAAACCUCAGACUUGGUAUUUAGACUGGCGGUCGACUGAACUACAUUCCACAAAGUCUGCUCGUACCAGGAAACCGUUUGUUGACACAAUGUUUUUCCGAGAAUAAGUGUUCAUACUGGUCAUACCUCCUGAUGCUUUGACUUUGUUAUCAAGUUUGGCAAACUGCGAUUCGCACCCUAAGUUCGUGAGUGACGCGUAUUUCAAUUUAUCAAAAUCGACGAAUUCAGUUUCUAGCUCGCAAUCGAAGAAGUCCAUUUCACUCAAUUGCCUGUUGAUGGUAACUAGCACUUCCUCUAACACAGCACCUAUCAGUUUUCCUUUACCAGUUGAUGUUCUGGAGAAGUCUGCACUGAGUUUUCUCAGUUUGUCGACUUUUUCAUUGAAAGAGUGGAAUGCAGUUCAGUCGACCGCCAGUCUAAAUGGAAAUGGGCCAGAAACUCAAACGAAGUCAAACUAGUAAAACAACUAGAGAGGGACUUUCUUGAAAAUGUAAAACUGAUGAAAACUUUGGCAAUCAAUCGGAAAGAUUAGUUGAAAAAAAAGAAAGUUCUGAAGACCUUACAGCUCCUAAGUACUUGUAAGAAACACGGUGGACCUGUAACACCGGAGAAUAUGAACAUCCUCAAACAGCUAACAGACAAAGAACUCCUCUCCGAGAUCGCCUACAUUCGUGCUACAAUUGCUAAUGAUAUCAGACAGAAACGGAGAAUAAAAAUGGACAAUGGGAGAUUUAAAUACUAAACAUUCUGUAACGUCCUACUGUUCUGCUCCUAACCUGGGCUAAUGAAGACGGCGAAGCCAGAGAACUGUGUAUGUCGUGACAUAGAUACGCUCCUGAAGAAUGCCUUUGCCAUUGAUUGAAAUUAAUGUAUCGAUGUUUGAUCAGUAUCCUGAUGCAAUGUAAAUACACAUGUGAUAAUAAAUCAA